AAAAAAAAAAACCAUUACAAGAAAAAAAUAAUAACAAUUAAAAAUACUUACCCUCUCUUUGUCUCUCUCUCACUGCUUGAAAAUGGUCUCCAAGAACCAGAACAAGCCUCCACUUAACUCAGUAACGCCCAUUAUUACAAGCCCUUCACAUAAGAAGUAUGUUGGUGAUGAGGUACUAGUAGAUAACUGGCAACAGCUCGGAAUUAACAAAAUGGUAGGGACUGCAGCCAAUGGCAGAGUGCGACAAGCAUUCUCAAUUGUAAAUGGUGAACAAGAACUUGCCCCAAAUAGUGCUCCCCCUAGUAAUAAUGGAUCAGAGUAUGGUGGAUUUGAAUUCACAAGAGAAGAUGUCGAUGCAUUGUUAAAUGAGAGAAUGAAAUAUAAAAACAAAUUCAAUUAUAAGGAGAGAUGUGAUAAUAUGAUGGAUUACAUAAAGAGGCUAAGGCUUUGUAUCAAAUGGUUUCAAGAGCUAGAAGGAAGUUACCUAUAUGAGCAAGAGAGGUUGCAAAAUGCACUGGAAUUUAAUGAAAGUCAAUGUGCUGAAAUGGAGUUGAUGUUGAAAAAUAAGGAAGAAGAAUUGAAUUUGAUUAUAGUGGAGUUGAGAAAGAGUCUUGCUUCUUUACAAGAGAAGGUUUCCAAAGAAGAAUCAGAAAAGUUGGCUGCAACAGAUGCCCUUGCAAGAGAAAAAGAGGCUAGAAUUAGUAUAGAGAAGUCACAAGCCUCCCUCUCAGAGGAGCUUGGAAAGAUUCAAGGAGAGCUUCAAAGUGCUAAUCAAAGGAUAGCAUCAGUAAAUGAUAUGUACAAGCUAUUACAGGAGUAUAAUUCAAGCUUACAGCUAUACAAUACUAAACUUCAAACAGAUCUUGAUACUGCUCAUGAAACUGUUAAGCGUGGAGAGAAAGAAAAAGCUGCUGUUGUGGAGAAUCUCAGCAACUUGAGGGGUCAACAUAAGUCAUUGCAAGAUCAAUAUAAUUCCUGCAAGGCAUCUCUAGAUGAAGUUACAAAGCAGAAGGAUGCUCUGGUGAAUGAACUUGCAUCCCUUAAGGGAGAGUUGCAGCAGGCGAAAAAUGAUCGUGAACAAUACAUGUCAGAAGUGCAAGAACUAAGAACUAGAGUGGUUAAUUGUGAAGAGCUAGCAGUAAAAUCAACUGAAUUAGAGGAAAGAUGCCUAUCACAGGGUAAGCAGUUAAGAACACUGCAGGAGCAGCUAGAGGAUGCGCAGAAUAAACUAAGGGUAUCUGAUCUUUCUGCUUUUGAGACAAGAACUGAGUUUGAAGAACAAAAAAGGCUUAUAACUGAGUUACAAACUCGCCUGGAAGAUGCAGAGUUUAAACUCACUGAAGGAGAGAAGCUCCGUAAAAAGUUACACAACACAAUCUUGGAACUGAAAGGGAACAUCCGCGUAUUUUGUCGAGUGCGGCCUCUUUUGCCUGAUGAUAGUCCUUGUGCUGAAGGCAAGAUCGUAUCAUAUCCCACAACAACAGAAGCGCUUGGGCGAGGCAUUGAUUUGCAGCAAAAUGGGCAAAAAUAUCCUUUCACUUUUGACAGAGUUUUUACGCCAGAUGCAUCACAAGAGGAUGUUUUUGUUGAAAUUUCACAGCUUGUUCAAAGUGCUCUUGAUGGUUAUAAGGUUUGCAUUUUUGCCUAUGGCCAAACAGGUUCAGGUAAAACUUACACUAUGAUGGGCAAACCGGGGAACCCAGAGCAGAAGGGGUUGAUUCCCCGGUCACUAGAACAAAUAUUCCAAACCAGGCAAUCACUUCUGUCACAAGGCUGGAAAUAUGAAAUGCAGGUGUCAAUGUUAGAAAUAUACAAUGAAACAAUUCGUGACCUGUUAUCAACAAAUCGGGAACCAUCACGACCAGAAAAUGGUAUGAGUGCUGGUGGAAAGCAAUAUGCAAUUAAACACGAUGCCAAUGGAAACACACAUGUCUCUGAUCUUACUGUUGUGGAUGUUCGUAGUACUAGGGAGGUCUCAUUUCUGUUAGAACAAGCUGCUAACAGUAGAUCUGUUGGCAAGACCCAGAUGAAUGAACAGUCAUCUAGAAGUCACUUUGUUUUCACCCUACGAAUAUCUGGAACUAAUGAGAGCACUGACCAACAAGUGCAAGGUGUCUUGAAUCUUAUUGAUCUUGCUGGGAGCGAGCGUCUUUCUAAGAGCGGCUCAACUGGGGAUAGAUUAAAAGAAACUCAAGCCAUCAACAAAAGUUUAUCAUCUUUAAGUGAUGUUAUCUUUGCCUUGGCAAAGAAGGAGGACUAUGUACCAUUUAGAAACUCAAAGCUUACUUAUCUUCUUCAGCCUUGUUUGGGUGGAGACUCGAAGACACUGAUGUUUGUGAACAUCUCUCCUGAUCCCUCUUCAUUGGGCGAGUCACUAUGCUCGCUCCGGUUUGCAGCCAGGGUAAAUGCUUGUGAGAUAGGAAUUCCUCGACGCCAUACCAUCAUGCGAUCCUCAGAUUCUCGCUUGAGCUUCGGCUGAUUCUUAUCAGAACAAAAUAUCAUUUGUAUUUCAGAAUAUUACCUCUAUCACGAGUAUUGAUAAAUUGAGAAAGUGGGGAGUGAUACUAACAUGAGCUGAUUAUAACUUGUAUAGUGAAAAAAGACAUUAUUGCAUAUGAAAAGCCUGUCCAUGACUUCUUGGAGAAUUACAUUUGUAAGGGCUGUACUCUUAUCAAAUUUGUAUUAUAUUAUCAUAUUCUUGAGAAUGAGUUUCAAACUGACUUGUUGCAUA
Molecule: messenger RNA, 2731 nt
Organism: Jatropha curcas
Lineage: Eukaryota; Viridiplantae; Streptophyta; Magnoliopsida; Malpighiales; Euphorbiaceae
Gene: ATK3
Product: kinesin 3
Biological process (GO): microtubule-based movement
Molecular function (GO): microtubule motor activity; microtubule binding; ATP binding
Source: RefSeq, a predicted model, not a curated record